UGCUCAAGUUAACUGAACACUAAUAUCGGGACACCACAUGGACAACGACUAUUUCUCGAUAGAUGCCAUCCUUGCCGAGAACCAGAAGAUACAAUGCACUUUCAAAGUCGACGUUCCGGAGGUGGGCCAUCUGGGCGGAGGCAACGACCGCGAUAUAAAAGCUCCUGCUAAACUACCGAUUCCCAUCUGGUUGGCCUACAUCAUACUUCUCUCGGAAUGGGCUGACUUGACCAUUCCCGCACCUUUUGGUCCAAGAGUAAGAAAUGCACUCAAGGCAGAACCACGCAGCGUUAGGCUAUCUACCCUGGUGGGAGCUGGUGGCCUUUGGUAUGGCUUCGGAAAGAUGAUCAUGGAUAUAUUAGAUGAUGAACAAGCAAAUAUAAUGUCUGACGUGUUGACAAAGAGGUCAUUGACCAAGCACAGCAUUUCGCAACACUGGGUGCGUCGGGUGUCGCGGGGCCCGCGGUAGACGCCGCGCAAUCUUUUAGGGAGGGGCUGGACGGGACGGAAAGAGAAUUGUUCGCACUGGCACAGGAAAGU
Messenger RNA from Pisolithus orientalis, 540 nucleotides. RefSeq lists its product as uncharacterized. The coding region runs from base 38 to 469 and encodes 143 amino acids. Gene Ontology annotation, biological process: mitotic DNA replication initiation. Gene Ontology annotation, cellular component: GINS complex. The record is from RefSeq and is a predicted model, not a curated record. The transcript has 7 exons. NCBI's taxonomy places the organism in Eukaryota, Fungi, Basidiomycota, Agaricomycetes, Boletales, Pisolithaceae.